GGUACUAGUAAUUGUGGAUUUCUCCCACUGUAUGCAGAAGUAUACUGUGGGCAUGCCCGCCUUAUCCUAAACGCCACCCCCAGCCUAAGAAAAACCCAACCCUCCUCCUCUGAAACUUCCAUUUCCAUACAGAUAAACAGCCAUGCUAACUACCACCACCUUUCCAAUUACCUAUCCUGCUACAUUUUCAUCUUCUUCAACAACUUCAAUUACUUCUACCACUACUACUACUACUUGUCCAUCAACCCUAGGCAGGACUAGGACUAGAACCCUAACGACCACCCUUAGAGCAUCAGCAGCAACAAGAACCAACCUUCUUCGAGUGCACGCAUCGCAAUCUUCCUCUCCAAUGAUCGAGAAGGAGAGGCCUGAAACCAACCGCCCCCUCACAUUCCUCCGCGAAUCCGACGGCCAGUCUCCGGCCUCCGAUUUGGGCAACAAUUCUGUCCGGGCCCGGUUCGAGACGAUGAUAAGAGAGGCGCAGGACGCCGUUUGCGCCGCCAUCGAGGCCGUGGACGGAGGGGGAAAGUUCAAGGAGGAUGUCUGGUCAAGGCCGGGCGGCGGCGGCGGGAUUAGUAGGGUUCUGCAGGACGGUGCCGUUUGGGAGAAGGCUGGGGUGAAUGUGUCUGUGGUUUACGGAGUUAUGCCGCCUGAAGCUUAUAGGGCUGCCAAGCCGGCAGGUUCGGAGGAGAAACCCGGCCCUGUUCCGUUUUUUGCCGCGGGGAUCAGCUCGGUCUUACAUCCAAAGAACCCUUUUGCCCCGACGUUGCAUUUCAAUUAUCGGUAUUUUGAGACUGAUGCUCCAAAAGAUACUCCAGGAGCACCAAGACAAUGGUGGUUUGGUGGAGGUACUGAUCUGACACCUGCAUACAUCUUUGAGGAGGACGUCCAGCACUUCCAUUCGGUGCAAAAACGAGCUUGUGACAAAUUUGACUCUAGCUUCUAUCCUCGGUUCAAGAAAUGGUGUGAUGAUUACUUCUACAUCAAGCACCGGGGUGAGAGACGAGGGCUUGGAGGAAUAUUUUUUGAUGAUCUUAAUGACUGUGACCAGGAGAUGCUGCUUUCUUUUGCCACUGAAUGUGCAAACUCUGUGGUUCCUGCAUACAUACCCAUAAUAGAGAAGAGAAAAGAUUUGCCUUUCACUGAUCAGCACAAGGCAUGGCAGCAAUUACGAAGGGGGCGCUAUGUAGAAUUUAACUUGGUCUAUGACCGGGGGACAACAUUUGGUCUCAAGACGGGAGGCAGAAUCGAGAGUAUUCUUGUUUCUCUUCCGCUGACUGCCCGGUGGGAGUAUGACCAUAAACCAGAAAAGGGUAGUGAAGAAUGGAAACUACUGGAUGCUUGCAUCAAUCCGAGGGAAUGGGUCCAGUGAUUUUAGCAGUUUUCAGAAAAAUUUCCUCGCACGGUGUUAUUUCGUUGUAUUUUCACUUCCUCCUUUUCUUUUUUCUCCCUACCUUUUCCCUUCCUUGUCUGCGCUGUUUAUUAAGCACCAUUUUUUGUAAGUUGUUUUCAUCUGAGGCAAUCUAUUUAUAGGUGACAGAGCUUAGCAGCGAAUUCUGGGCUUUUAGAGAUGGCUUGGUUAACCGUUUCUUACAGGAUAUGUAGAUUGAAAUGAUGCUAAAAUCGUAGUGCUGCUUGAGCAAAGUUUCAAGAAAUUACUAUCAUUUAUGUGAA
This is a messenger RNA of Rhododendron vialii, 1674 nucleotides long. Its product is annotated as coproporphyrinogen-III oxidase 1, chloroplastic. The transcript has 8 exons. Gene Ontology annotation, molecular function: coproporphyrinogen oxidase activity. The record is from RefSeq and is a predicted model, not a curated record. Bases 143 to 1372 code for a protein of 409 amino acids. Gene Ontology annotation, cellular component: cytoplasm; chloroplast stroma. NCBI's taxonomy places the organism in Eukaryota, Viridiplantae, Streptophyta, Magnoliopsida, Ericales, Ericaceae.